Stylophora pistillata is the source of this 2800-nucleotide messenger RNA. Its product is annotated as leucine-rich repeats and immunoglobulin-like domains protein 2. Gene Ontology annotation, molecular function: cell adhesion molecule binding. Gene Ontology annotation, biological process: cell-cell adhesion. The record is from RefSeq and is a predicted model, not a curated record. NCBI's taxonomy places the organism in Eukaryota, Metazoa, Cnidaria, Anthozoa, Scleractinia, Pocilloporidae. Gene Ontology annotation, cellular component: plasma membrane; cell-cell junction.
UGUUUUUAUUUUCCUUCAACCAUACGGGAUCUUGUCAACAGUCAGCUCCUAUUCAUCGUCUACCAAGUUAUAAAGUGCGAUCAAAGAGGCUUCAACCACAGGCUUUCCUCUGGCAUUCUGUGUCCUUCUGCCGUUAUUGCUGCAGGUCGUCUUCAAAUUAAAGCUCCCGGAUACACCAUAGCACACAUUUCUUGACAUUUCAUGAUGGUGGGUGAUUCUUGGUUAGGAAAAGCAACAAAGUGGGUAUUACUAUUGACUAUUGCCGGGACUUUAUGGAAUCUUCCUUUUGUCAGAAGCGAAACGUGCAAUUCCAAGAAGAUAAGACCAGUUGUCUACAUCACUACAAGUCCAGAAAAUUACAAUCUAACCGUUGGUGCCUCCAUUAUGCUAAUAUGUGAAGCGGAGCCAAGAACAAUAGACACAGGAUAUCUGGAUAGAUGGGUGAAGUAUAUUCAGUGGUACGACCCACAGGAUAGAGAAGUCGGAGCAAAGUGUCAGCAACCUUCAAGUGUAUAUGAAUAUAAACGUCGAUUAAGCUGUCCAUUGGUGCUUAAGAAUCUGACAGUUGACGAAUUUGGCAUCUACACUUGCCAAGCGGGCAAUCCUUAUAAGAAUCACUGCACAAGGCAUUUAAUUACGUUAGGCUCUGCACCAGAAUUCGUGGAGGCUCCAAUGAACCAAAGUGUCACGAUCAAUUCCACUGCAACUUUUCACUGCGCUGCCAAGGGUCUCCCACUGCCAACAAUCCACUGGAUAAAGGACAAUAAGUCCCAUCACAUACAGUCCAACCAUACACAUGUCGCACGUGUUGUUCAAGACGACAUAAACAAUAGCAGCCUUGAAAUAACAAAAGCAAAGAAGAAUGGAAGAUAUCAGUGCAUUGCAAAGAACGUCGUUGGUGUAAAAGAAUCAGGCGUCGCCUUCCUGAUUCCUAAGAAUUUAGAAAAGCUGGAAGACCCAAAAAACAAAAGUCAUUCAACUGGCUCCACCGUAAUUUUCAGCUGCAAUGCCACUGCUCAAUCCAAGCCAAAUAUGAAAUGGAUCAAGAACAAUCCAAGGUUAAAGCUCACUGUAACCCCAGAUGCCACAGAAUGCCAGAGUAUACAAAGCAUAAAGUUCACAAACGAGAAGAUGGAGGAAGUUGAAUGCCGCACAGAAGACCGUUUGACAACUGGAAAGAGGAAGUCAAAAUUGGCCUCUUUACACACAGAGGAAGAAAUUACAGAAACAAGACCGCAAGAAAGCUCAACUACUCAGAUUGCAAUAGUAAUCGCUGCAUCUUGUGUGGUGGCAACCUUGGUUAUCAAUGGUGUUUUGGGGCUUUUGUGGUACAAGCGAUAUAAAGGUGGCAAUAAGCUGGAGGGACAGCGAAACAUCGAGAGGGUUCUUAUGCGCAAUGGCAAAUACCCAACAGUCUUAAUUGCGCAGGAUGCAAGAGAGUACCCGUCGCUCGAAGCCAAUAACAUGGACAGGGUUGAGGAAAAGCUCCUGCUAUGAACAAUGGAGAAUAAUUUGUUUGACAUGGAACCUUGAUGGAACGAGCCAUAAUGACCACAGCUAAUUAAGGAAUUGUUGUCCCCUGGCGCUAUAAACUUUAAAUGAUAACCCACUGAAGUGAAGGUGAAUAGUGAUAGAUACUUACUGAGGUGAGAGGUAAAGGUGUAGUAAUUAUCCACCGCUUUCGCCGAUUCUAAGGUAAAUAAAUGUUUUAGAAUAUACCACGCAAAUACCAAACGGUAGUUUAUUUCUAUCCAUCUACUGAAAAAUGGCUGGGAAAUAAACUCUCGAUGCGUCGAUUAGGUCUCUUCCGCUGCUCGGAGGUGUUAAGCUCUUGCUAAUCACUGCCGAACCAAUCAAUCAGCACUCGCGGAAAGCACUAUUCACCGUUGAGGUAUAUACCUAUGCGCAAUAGUUCUCAUGAUUUGCUAUCGCACGAAUUUCUUAAAUUACUGAAUUUAUGCCAAAGACUAUGAUAAUAGCAGACAAGCUUGAAGUCGAAAUAAGAAGAGGCGAGCCAGAUAAACUGGGUUGGAUUGAUGAAGUCAAAGAUUGCAGGAAAAUUUGACAUUAAUGUAAUCUGAAACAGCAGACAUCCACAACUGUUUGGAAGAGGAUCAAGAAAGAUAUGAUACACUACUCCCAAACAAGUCAAACCCACAUAAUGACUCUGUUACGAACUUCUUGUUUUAACAAGUGAAGGAAGCCUCGACUUCGUGCGCUUGACCCAACUCUCUGGCUCAUCUCUCAAAAGGUCGAACAUAUGUGUAACUAGGAAAUGAAGUAAAAUUAGAUAUAAUCAAAUCAUCCUAAAACAGUUUAUUAACUGACUUCAAUAAGCACUCACUCGUUUAAGCCGGAAUCAUCUUUAGCCAAUAGCCGGAGCGACUAUUUCUAAUCCUACAUAAUAUUGUGCGGUUUCUUACAAUUAUUUACAUAGCGAGCUGCCAGAUUCUUCGCCUUCGUCAAGCUUUGAAAUAAAGUGUAUGCGCAUGUAAAUGUGUAUGUAUGUAGGCCCUGGGAAGAUUCUUGUCAGUUCUUAUUGGUUGUCCUACGUUAUAAAAUUAUUUCCCUUCAAUUUAAAAAGUGUCGAUCUAUUAUUACCAUAAGUUCUCGACAAUUUUUCCAGAGUCCCGAUCGAAGUAUGAAAGUUAGAUAAGGUGGUUAGAAGAAUAUCACGACAAGUCUAAAAUUGUAAAACUUUAACUAAUGUAACUUAAGUCGAUUCAAGCUUCAAUUAAAUUUGCUAGCUCACAGUUCUGCUUGAUCUUAAAUGAAUAAAGUGGGUAAAUUUCUAAAGAAA